AUGGCAGGUGAAAUCGGAGUGCUGAUGGUGUCGUGUCGUGAAGCUGGACGCAAGGCGGCUUCUCCUGUUGUUCGCGAGGUGCAAAGGGCGGAAAGGAAACGGAGGCUUCUCUGCGCCUCCUGGGCUGAAUGCCAGUCAGACUGUGUACAACGCAUCGAGCCCGUAUCAUCCUACGCCUUCGGCAACCUGGGCUGGCUCAGCCUGCAAGCCUUGCCCCUCAUAGUCUGGCCGAGCUUCAUCACCUCCCUCCUCCGCGAUGAAUACCAACCAACAAGCGCCCUCGAAACCUACUUUGCCCGCUCCCUCGGCUUCGCCCUCCUGGCCCUGGGCCUGACCGUCCUCCUCCUUUCCGGCGCCCUGCCCCUCGCCGCGACCGACGCCUCCCACCCCGAGGGUACGGCCUCCCCAUACGCCGACGCCGCUGUCUCCGUCUCGGCCUUGCACCAUGCCACGAGCGCCUUCUACUGCUACAGCCGCUGGCUGCACACCGGCCAGACGGCGAGCGUCAUGGGCUGCCUCGGUAGCGGGGUGUUCGCCGUUUUCGGGCUCUGGUUCGUCAUGUUCGCGGGUAACAAGGGGCGUCACAGCAAGAGGACGGGAUUCGACAAGGACACGAGCGGCUUCCCGUUCAAGAACAGCGAGGCGUACCGGAAGAAGAAGAAGGGCCUCUGA
Messenger RNA from Verticillium dahliae VdLs.17, 672 nucleotides. RefSeq lists its product as uncharacterized. Lineage: Eukaryota; Fungi; Ascomycota; Sordariomycetes; Glomerellales; Plectosphaerellaceae. The coding region runs from base 1 to 672 and encodes 223 amino acids. The record is from RefSeq and is a predicted model, not a curated record. The transcript has 5 exons.